Molecule: messenger RNA, 1497 nt
Organism: Rhodotorula toruloides NP11
Lineage: Eukaryota; Fungi; Basidiomycota; Microbotryomycetes; Sporidiobolales; Sporidiobolaceae
Product: beta-1,4-mannosyltransferase, glycosyltransferase family 33 protein
Exons: 8
Coding region: 1-1497 (498 amino acids)
Cellular component (GO): endoplasmic reticulum
Molecular function (GO): mannosyltransferase activity
Source: RefSeq, a predicted model, not a curated record
AUGUGGGGCAUCGAGACACUGCUGUCGACGCUCGCAGGCGGCAUCUCGCUGCUCGUCCUUUUCCGCCGCAUCCAGAGUACCCGCCCUUCCCUCGUCCCGAAAUCUGUCGCGCUCGUCGUCCUCGGCGACAUCGGGCGGAGUCCGCGCAUGAUGUACCACGCAGAAAGUCUCGCGAGGAAUGGCUACACGACCCACAUCGUCGCCUACAGAGGGUCUGCGCCGCCGAAACACCUCACAGAGAACCCGCACAUCCGCUUCGUCUACCUCCCGACCCCGCUCGGCUGGGUUACCGGCCUUCCUCGCCCGCUCUUCCUCCUCUGCCUCCCGCUCAAGGUCAUCGUCGGCGCCUGGGACCUCUUGCGUGCGCUCGUCUCGAUCCAGAUUGCUCCGGCUUUCCUCUUUGUUCAGAACCCGCCUGCCAUCCCGACUCUCAUCGUGGUCAAGCUCGCAGCGUUCCUUCGCGGCAGCAAGGUUAUCAUCGACUGGCACAACACGGGCUACUCGGUCCUCGCACUCAGGCUAGGGAAACGUCACCCAGUCGUCCUCUUCGCCAAGUUCCUGGAACUGCUCUUCGGACGUCUCGCAUACGCACACCUCACGGUCUCGGAUGCGAUGAAGCACGAGCUGAUCAAGGAGGCGAAUCUGAGAGGCCGGGUUGUCACCUUUCAUGACCGACCACCCGCCUCUUUCCGCCGCCUCGAAGAGCACGAGGCUCACAACCUCUUCUCUCGCCUCCCCUCCCUUAACAGCCUGAGCGACUGGGAGCCCGCCUUUGAGCCUGACUCGACGCUCUUCACCACCUCAGCCGGCGCUCUUCGCCCCGACCGCCCCGCCCUCCUCGUCUCUUCCACCUCCUGGACCGCCGACGAAGACUUCUCGAUCCUCUUGCGCGCGCUGGAGCUGUAUGAAGUAGCGGCAAGGAAGUUUGCGGCCGGCGAGGGAGGGCUGCGCGACUCGCAUGGACAGGUCAUCCCGCUGUCGGGCAAGAAGGCGGCGAGGAAGUUGCCCAAGGUUGUGGUGCUGGUCACAGGCAAGGGCGCGGGGAAGAAGGCGUUUGAGGUGGAGGUUGAGCGGCUGGAGAGAAAGUGGGACUGGGUACGGGUCAGGACUGAGUGGCUCGAGAGGGAGGACUACCCAAGGCUGCUAGGUUCCGCUGAUCUCGGCGUCUCGCUCCACACGAGCACGAGCGGGAUCGACCUUCCGAUGAAGGUUGUCGACAUGUUCGGUUGCGGCCUGCCCGUCCUCGCGCUCGACUUUCCCUGCCUCGGCGAACUCGUAAAGGACGGCAAGAACGGCCGGACGUUCAAGACGGCGGAAGAUCUCGCUGAUGAGCUCAUGACCCUUCUCCUCGGGUUCCCCAUGCCCUUCCCGUCCGACAUCGACAUCCUCCGCGUCGGCAUCAAGGACUGCAAGUACGGUGGCGACGAGCCUGGGCAGGACUGGGAGAGCUGGGAGGCGCACUGGGACCGGAUCGUCGCUCCGCUGAUGGCCCCGUAG